Racocetra persica is the source of this 217-nucleotide messenger RNA. Lineage: Eukaryota; Fungi; Glomeromycota; Glomeromycetes; Diversisporales; Gigasporaceae. The record is from the annotation of a GenBank genome assembly.
AUUUAUUUCAAAUGUCUCAGUCUAUUAUAAUGUAGGUGGCGGUUAUAGUGAUUGCAAGCCAUUUUCAAUCGGAAAUUGGAUAGUUAGUGCGAUAGAAAAACGAUUGAAGAAUCAUUUUCCUGAUAUUACAGUAAAGGCUGAUUGUGGGAGUUCGUAUGCAACUUUGAUAGUUUCUGAAAUCUUUGACGUUAAUACUAUCGCGGAUAGCCUUGAAUAA